GCAUGCGCCUCGGUGGCCGGCUUGAACCGAGGCUUUUAUUGCUGUAGUUUAUUUCCACCUCCUUCCCUCCUGUUCUCUCUCCCUCUUUCUCUGUCUCUCUCUCUCUCUUUAUUAUUUUUCCGCCCUAGCUGGGGCUGUGUUGGAGAAGAGGAAGAAAGAGAGACUGACGAUUACAUUUGUCCCUUAACGUUCCUGAAAUUUGCUGCUAGGAAGACCAGCUAAGCGGUUGCACCGUUUUCAGUUCUGCAGGAAAAAACAAAAAACAAACCCAAGUCCCCUUCCUGGCAAUUUUUGCUUAAAAGCUGCCUUCUUGAAAUUAUUUUUUUCCCAGGAGAGAGAUGUCUUAUCAGGGGAAGAAAAAUAUUCCACGCAUCACGAGUGAUCGUCUUCUGAUCAAAGGAGGUAAAAUUGUUAAUGAUGACCAGUCGUUCUAUGCAGACAUAUACAUGGAAGAUGGGUUGAUCAAGCAAAUAGGAGAAAACCUGAUUGUUCCAGGAGGGGUGAAGACCAUUGAAGCCCAUUCCAGGAUGGUGAUUCCGGGCGGAAUUGAUGUCCAUACACGUUUCCAGAUGCCUGACCAGGGGAUGACAUCCGCUGAUGACUUCUUCCAAGGAACCAAGGCAUCCCUGGCCGGAGGAACCACCAUGAUCAUUGACCAUGUCGUUCCUGAGCCUGGGACAAGCCUGCUGUCUGCGUUUGACCAGUGGCGGGAAUGGGCCGACAGCAAGUCCUGCUGUGACUACUCUCUGCAUGUGGACAUCACGGAGUGGCACAAAGGCAUCCAGGAGGAGAUGGAAGCUCUGGUGAAGGACCACGGGGUAAAUUCCUUCCUCGUGUACAUGGCUUUCAAAGAUCGCUUCCAGCUAACGGAUUCCCAGAUAUAUGAAGUGCUAAGCGUGAUCCGGGAUAUUGGUGCCAUAGCCCAAGUCCACGCAGAAAACGGUGACAUCAUUGCAGAGGAACAGCAGAGGAUCCUGGAUAUGGGCAUCACAGGCCCGGAGGGACACGUGCUGAGCCGGCCCGAGGAGGUGGAGGCCGAGGCUGUAAACCGUGCCAUCACCAUCGCCAACCAGACCAACUGCCCCCUGUAUGUCACCAAGGUGAUGAGCAAGAGCUCGGCCGAGGUCAUCGCCCAGGCCCGGAAGAAGGGAACCGUUGUGUAUGGCGAGCCCAUCACCGCCAGCUUGGGAACCGAUGGCUCCCACUACUGGAGCAAGAACUGGGCCAAGGCCGCGGCCUUCGUCACCUCGCCACCCUUGAGCCCUGAUCCGACCACUCCAGACUUUCUCAACUCCUUGCUGUCCUGUGGAGACCUCCAGGUCACUGGCAGCGCCCACUGUACUUUCAACACUGCCCAGAAGGCUGUGGGGAAGGACAACUUCACCCUGAUCCCCGAGGGCACCAAUGGCACCGAGGAGCGGAUGUCCAUCAUCUGGGAUAAGGCCGUGGUCACUGGGAAGAUGGAUGAGAACCAGUUUGUGGCCGUGACCAGCACCAACGCAGCGAAAGUCUUCAAUCUUUACCCCCGGAAAGGCCGCAUUGCCGUGGGAUCUGAUGCCGACCUGGUCAUCUGGGACCCUGAUAGCGUUAAAACCAUCUCUGCCAAGACACACAACAGUUCUCUUGAGUACAACAUCUUCGAAGGCAUGGAGUGCCGUGGCUCUCCACUGGUGGUCAUUAGCCAGGGGAAGAUUGUCCUGGAGGAUGGCACCCUGCAUGUCACCGAAGGCUCUGGGCGCUACAUCCCCCGGAAACCCUUCCCUGAUUUUGUUUAUAAGCGUAUCAAGGCAAGGAGCAGGCUGGCGGAGCUGAGAGGCGUUCCUCGUGGCCUGUACGACGGACCUGUGUGUGAGGUGUCUGUGACGCCCAAGACAGUCACUCCAGCCUCCUCAGCUAAGACGUCUCCUGCCAAGCAGCAGGCCCCACCUGUCCGGAACCUGCACCAGUCUGGAUUCAGCUUGUCUGGCGCUCAGAUCGAUGACAACAUUCCCCGCCGCACCACCCAGCGCAUCGUGGCUCCCCCUGGUGGCCGUGCCAACAUCACCAGCCUGGGCUAGAGCUUCCUGCCUCGCCCUGCACUUGGGGAUGGGGGAUGGGACACCUGAGGACAUUCUGAGACUUCCUUCCUUCCUUUUUUUUUUUGUUUAAGAGCCUGUGAUAGUUACUGUGGGGCAACCAGUUCACGGGGACCCCCUCUUUGGGCCCCGCACUCCGUCUCUCACCGAGAGUUACUGAUUUUGCUCCCCCACUUCCCUCCACAUCUACGAAUAUCACACCCCAGUCUGUCCACCAAGCUCACACACGGAACUGCAUCCAACACUCAGACAUGCGAAACAGAGAAAAUCACGAGGGUGUUCUUCAUCUCGAGCCUCCGUCGUGCUCCUUAGUUUCUUCCUUUUCGUGGGUGGGGAAGAUGAAGUGAAUUGCCCAGAGCUGCCUUUUUCUUUUCUUUUUAAAUUUUUUUAAAAGAGUUUUCUUCGUGGGGCUGGGGAGGGGUUCAGGGGGGUGGGGUGGGGGAGAUUCUUUUUUAAUACUAAAUUGGAAAAUCUAAUUCAUUAUUAAUACAAGGGGUUUGAACUGGACAUCCUAAUGAUGCAAUUAUGUAACCGUCAAGCUGAUUCAGGAUGGUUGGCAAGCUCGCGUCCAUCCUGAGAGGCUCCAAAACGUCCACAUAAUAGCCAUUCCAUAGCCUUCUGGGUCAACUGUUGAUAAAGGGCAGGCUUGCUUUUUUGUCCUAGAUUUUUGUUGCAAAUUAAAUCUUUUGAGGUGAAAUCUCUUCACCAUUUUUCUGCUCUUUCUCUCUUUUUCUUUAGCUCAUGAAUAUUUUCAACUGUCUCUCUCUCUCUUUGUGUCUUCUCCGGCCCUUGUCUCCGAGACAGUGUUUUUUCCCACCUUCCUCUCUUGUCUUUUCAGAUUGCCAGGUCUGCCAUUUGGAUGUGGCCAUAGGACCCACCCGAGGCAUUUGAGUGUUGCUUUUGCAACCAUAGUCAUGUGUUGUCCUAGCCUGUGUAAGACUGGUGCUACCCACCCCAUCUCUAGAUGUGUGUCAGAGGUGGAGACUCUUGCCAGGUGCAGGGAUGGACUGAGCCGUGUCACCCAUGGUAUCACGCGUGGGCCCGGCAUGGACCCCAAAACAGUGCUGAGAAGUCAAAGAAGUCUGAGGCUGAGGAACAGGGGAGUUUCUCUUCUGUGCGGUGCUGGCUGGCUAAAGACACAGUCAAACCUGUAAAUCGAGCCCUGUUUGCCCAAGCGAGCCAACCAAAGGCAGCCAAGAGCUCAGCAGUGCUAAGCUAGUGGGAAUCUGGCCGGAGCACCUGCUUAUCUUUGGGGGAUUCCAGAACACAACUGGGGCUUCUCACCUUCGGGGGAAAAGAGAAUCUAUUAUUUUUUUCUCAUCCAAUUAUUUCAAGAGAUGUAAUGCAAUAUAGCGAGGCCCUAUGCAGUCAGAAAACCACUGGGAAAUUUGACUUCAAGUCCAUUUUACUUUAUAAGAGGGAAAACAAAUCUGGUUUGUGAAUGACACAUCACGUCAGAGCAGUCAGGAGGAGAAAAACCUUACAAAUGAAACAAGUGGCUCCCUAGAGACCACAGGUGGCCUCACGUCUCUAUCCCACCCUCUCCUUGUCUUGCUGACUAGCUGGCCAUUUGUGCCUGUCCCUGUCCUUGCUGACUCGUGUCACAUUUCAUUCCAGACGUGUUUACAGGUUCUCUUAAGCAAUGUUACGUUUGCAGGCUUUUCUAAAACCAAAUCUGCUUUCGUAAAGCACAACAUCAAAAAAAGUAGGGCAUGACAUCAUUUCCCCUCCUCUCUUCACACGUUUUGCCUUUGGGGUUAUGGUUGGGGGUUCGGGUUUUUGUUGUUGUCAUUUAUUUGUUAUUUUAAAGGUAAAUUGCACUUUUUUAAAAAAAAAAUAAUUGGUUGACUUAAUAUAUUUGCUUUUUAUUUUUCUCACCUGCACUCACAGGAAAUUUGAACAAGUUGGAAACAAGUAAUUUUGUUUCAAUUCUAAGGAACAAUUGCAGCUCUUUAGUAUUCACUUGAGUCUUCCCGUUUGUCCUGUUCAAGGUCAUGGUCAUUUUGGUUGUUUUGAUUGUUUUCUUCAAAAACAAUUUGAAACCUGACGAUUCCUGCAGGCUGUGUAAGCAUGUUUACCUGUUGGCUUGCUUUUUGUGUCUGUUAAAUGAAUGUCACAUGUAAACUGCUAAAAUAAAUCGACAGUGUCUCAGAACUGAGUUAACUGCGGUGACUUGAUGCUCUAAAACAGUGUAGGAUUUAAGAAUAGAUGGUUUUUAAUCCUUGAAAUUGUGAUUGUGACCCAAGAGUGGAGGAACUUUCAGUUCUCAAGCUGAUAAAGUGUGUAGCCAGAAGAGUACUUUUUUUUUUUUUGUAACCACUGUCUUAAUGGCAAAAUAAUUAUGGUAAAAAACAAGUCUCGUGUUUAUUAUUCCUUAAAAGCUCUGUGUUAUAUUACCAUGGAACGCCUAAUAAAGCAAAAUGUGGUUGUUUC
This is a messenger RNA of Otolemur garnettii (small-eared galago), 4508 nucleotides long. It is a transcript of the gene DPYSL2, whose product is annotated as dihydropyrimidinase like 2. Bases 339 to 2057 code for a protein of 572 amino acids. The record is from RefSeq and is a predicted model, not a curated record. The transcript has 14 exons. Lineage: Eukaryota; Metazoa; Chordata; Mammalia; Primates; Galagidae. Gene Ontology annotation, molecular function: hydrolase activity, acting on carbon-nitrogen (but not peptide) bonds, in cyclic amides. Gene Ontology annotation, cellular component: cytosol; cytoplasm.